Lagopus leucura (white-tailed ptarmigan) is the source of this 2023-nucleotide messenger RNA. RefSeq names its product protein ripply1-like. NCBI's taxonomy places the organism in Eukaryota, Metazoa, Chordata, Aves, Galliformes, Phasianidae. The transcript is spliced from 4 exons. Gene Ontology annotation, cellular component: nucleus. The record is from RefSeq and is a predicted model, not a curated record. Gene Ontology annotation, biological process: embryonic pattern specification; negative regulation of transcription by RNA polymerase II. Bases 1315 to 2013 code for a protein of 232 amino acids.
UGGAGGAAAGGCGGUGAGAAGAGAUGGGGUGGAGUGAAGGGAGCAGAGCCAAGGAUGGAAACUGGCUGCAGAGAUGAAGCCAAAUUCCUCCCUUGCCUUCCAUCUGCACUGGCUCCAGGGGCCCUUUGCUGUCAGUGGUGAUGCCCGGCUGGCAGGGGCGCAGAGGGGACUUUUCUCCUGCGGGGUUCAACAGCCCCUGAGACCUGUUUUGGCCAGUGCUAGAAGAGAGUGGCUGGAGAUCAAGCUGGGCAUAGGGCAAUGCAGUGUGCAAGUUACCAAGGUGUCCCACAGCACACCAGUACCGCAAGAGACGGACAACCACAGCAUUUCCAUCUUCUACGCUGAAUCCCGUCCCUGCCAAGCUGUGUGCUGGGAUCACAGGGCAGCAAAAGACCAGCAGGUUGAACUCUCCAGCCUUGCUUGUCCUCUGCAGGGUUUGUUAUUGUAAGACUCCUGGCCCAAAUGAGGAGCAAAUGGGGACGGUAAUGAGGGCUGUUGCUCGUGCCGUGCCCCCUCCCGUUCCCCGGCUGCUGCAGAUGGACUGGGGCAGGGAGGGCCCCUGGUGACAAAUUGUGCUCAGAGCCAAGCCAAUCCUGGCCAAUGUUUGGACACUGCUGGCAGAGCUACAGCAGGGACCAUUUGCUAUUUUCUUUCCUUGUCUCAAACUGAAACUCUCCCAGGAUCGGGGGGUGACCUGCCUGCAAGUGGCACCUCGCAUCAAGUGCCCAGUCAGGAGCAGCACGAGGGGUGGGAUGCAUAGAGGUAUGACCUUUGCAUCCUCCUACUGAGAAUCCUUCCUGCACCUCCUGAUACUGUCUGCAUCCCAGAGAGCCUAGGGAGAUCAUUGGCAAACACUGCAGCAGUAAAUUAUGGAAUCAUAGAAUUAUUUGGGCUGGAAAAGACCUUCAAAGACCAUCUAAUCCAAUUGCUCUGCUGCGGGCAUGGACAUCGCUUUAGCAGAUCAUACUGAACCAUUCUGCUGGGAGGGGACAGCCAGCUCUGAGUUGUGCUACUGCUUUUGGUUGCCAGCUUUGUGCUGCAGCUGUGCCCAGCCCUGCAAGGCUAAAGCUUGGGGAGAAGCUGCCUUGUGUCUGUGUCCCACUCACCUUGGGACUGGUGACAUCACACUGUCACCAUCAUGCCAUCCUCAUCCCCUGCCCGUCGUGAUGCUCCAGCACUCCUGAUCAAUUCCCCAAAUCCCCUCUCCCUUAUGCAAAUGGCUACUAAGAACACUUAAUCAUCCUUGUUAAUUGUCUUUGCCCUACCCUGUUUCCCCCCACACCCCCCUGAGCCCUCCUGGGGACUUUCUCACAAAUGGUGUCUAACUUUUCCCUUCUGUGUUUUGCUUUUCCACAACACCCUGCUUCCAGUCCCCCCCAGCCCUCUGUUUACACAACUGGGACAAAUUUCACACCCUGGGGACUGCUACCCCUGAGCCCCCAGUCCAACACUCUCCUGCCACAAAGAAUUUGUGAGUCACUGGUGAGGGCACAGCUAUAUAUAAAGCUAUCCUCACAAAGGACCUCCAGCCUUGGAGGGGACACCGUUGCCACCAUGGAAGCUGCUGCCUGUUGCCUGCCUCUCCACCGGCUCCCGUUGCCCACAGCUGGUGCUUGCCCAGCCCCGGGGCUGCAGCAGAGGGGAAGACCCAAGCCACUCUGGAGACCAUGGCUGCCCCAGGAGGAAUUCAUGACCAGGCAGCAGAGGGAACAGAUGGACACUGCUCAUCGCCUCGAUGCUGCAGGAGACCACAGCACUGACAAAGCGCUAGCACUGUUCCGCCAUCCGGUCAGGCUCCUGUGGCCCAAAUCCAGGUGCUUUGACUAUCUGUACAGCGUGGGGGAGAAGCUGCUGGAUAACUUCCCGGUGCAGGCCACGCUGUGCCUCUACGAUGACUCAGACAGCGAGGGGGAUGAGACAGAAGAUGACGAUGAAGAUGGGGAUGAAGGGAACGAAGGCGAGGCCGGAGGCGCUGUGCCCGCGCUAGGGGCAGGCUCCCCGCGGCCGGCCUGAACGCAGCACA